Molecule: messenger RNA, 363 nt
Organism: Protopolystoma xenopodis
Lineage: Eukaryota; Metazoa; Platyhelminthes; Monogenea; Polystomatidea; Polystomatidae
Source: the annotation of a GenBank genome assembly
AUGACUCUUGCAAUUCUUAUCACCACACUACAACUCUUCAAAGAGAAUAGGAUACACAUUCUUGUCCAAACUUAUCGAUCGACCGGUCUAGAUUUGCACCGCAUUAACCAAUAUUCUGCUUACUGGGAACAGGCGCGUACUCUAUAUGGUCCUUUCGAGUGCACUGCUACUAUGAAGUCGGGCAACUCUGACGUGUAUGUAAAUGAGAUACCUGGCGGUCAGUACACUAACCUCCAAUUCCAAUCGUUCUCACUUGGCCUGGCUGACCAAUUUGAAGAAGUGAAAAAGCAAUACUCUGAGGCGAACCAACUUCUUGGGGAUCUCAUCAAAGUGAUUUUUUUUAUAGUUUACUUCAGUACAUAG